AUGAGAGAUUUAACAACAGCGAUGUCCGAUCUUCCACGAGAUUUGGAAGAGGAAGUGCUCUCUAGGGUCCAGUUAGCAUCUCUUAGAGCAGUGCGAACUACUUGCAAAAAGUGGAACCGUCGUUUAUCCAAAUAUCGCUUUACAAAGAAGUAUAUUCGUAAAUCAAGAUCAGCAACGGCGGAUAAAGAGUUUUUAGCGAUCAUGAUGUUGGAUUCUAGUCUAUAUCUAAUGAAUGUUGUUAUUGACAAGAUCGACAACGAAAACAACGUUGAAUCAUCUAUAGAGAGAAAAGGUAAACUGAUUAGCGUAAACGACGCAGAUGGAGUCGAUAUAAUAAGCGUCGUCCACUAUAAUGCUUUGUUGUUAUGCCUCACCAAAGAAAAAACACCGAAGGCUUGUGGUUUGGAACCCUUGUCGUGGGCAAUCAAGGUGGAUCGAAACUGCUUAUCGUUGCGGUUUAUUUGA
Messenger RNA from Arabidopsis thaliana (thale cress), 465 nucleotides. Its product is annotated as F-box family protein. The coding region runs from base 1 to 465 and encodes 154 amino acids. The transcript has a single exon. NCBI's taxonomy places the organism in Eukaryota, Viridiplantae, Streptophyta, Magnoliopsida, Brassicales, Brassicaceae. The record is from RefSeq and is marked reviewed.